Molecule: messenger RNA, 2719 nt
Organism: Neocloeon triangulifer
Lineage: Eukaryota; Metazoa; Arthropoda; Insecta; Ephemeroptera; Baetidae
Gene: sotv
Product: exostosin-2
Exons: 3
Coding region: 201-2348 (715 amino acids)
Cellular component (GO): membrane
Molecular function (GO): glycosyltransferase activity
Source: RefSeq, a predicted model, not a curated record
GAUAAACAUGUGAGAGAACAUGCGCCUGCGCCCCUCCCAAAAAUUUGCCCAGCCCACCCCUAAGUUCAUAAGUUGUGGGUUGUUUGGAGAACAAAAAUAUAAACCUUGGAAAAGCCUCGCGGGUGCUGCGGAGUUGGGCGGUUGAAUAUCCAAGAAGCCUGGAAAUAACAAAAAAUGAAUACUGCGUAGAGCCCAUUAACAUGACGCUGAGCGCGUUUCUGCAGCAGAAGCCGCUGCAAAGGUGGCUGAAGACGGCAGUGUACUCAAAGUACGCCCUAGGAGCAGCGUGUUUGCUCUUGAUCGUCGUCUCAUUUUUCUUGGCAGCUUUAAUUUUCAGCAUAAUCCACACGAUCAAGAGCGAGCCCAACGGCAUCUUCACCAAGCUGACCCUGCAAAACUACGCCUAUCCACCUGAGGAGCACCUGCCCUUCAACAACGGCAGCAAGUUCUUGCUCUUCCGUCAGGAGUGUACGCACCACACCUGUUUGGAUAUCUAUCGGUGCGGCCAUGGCAGUAGCCUCAAGGUGUACAUCUACCCUCCGCGGCGCUACCUAGACUCUGAAGGCAUCCCCAUCUCAGCUCAACCUUCCAGAGAGUAUUUUGAUCUUUUGGACGCAAUAUUCAAAAGCAAAUUUUACGAACCAGACCCUUCGAAGGCCUGCAUCCUCAUCCCGUCCAUAGACACCUUCAACCAGAACCGCUUCAGACCUCACGAGACCUCUGCAGCACUGAAUGCCCUACCCUUUUGGGGAAAUGGUGGAGAAAACCACCUUAUAUUUAAUAUGGUCCCUGGAGUGGCACCUGAAUACAACACCGUCGUGGAACUGGCCCUCGGCAGAGCCAUCGUUGCUGGUGCUGGAUUUGACUCGUGGACUUAUCAGCCAGGCUUUGACAUUUCUAUCCCUAUCUUCAGUCCUUUCGCCCUACCUUUGCCGGUCGACCCUUUGCAGGAUAGACCGUGGCUCUUAAUUUCUCCGCAGAUCAAUAUCCACCACGAGUACCAGAACCAGUUGGAGGCCGUCGCAGCUCAAGAACCGGCCAAGAUGUUGGUUCUCAGGCCGUGCAGCGAGUUGGUUUCCAAUUCUACUCAUAGGUGCAGCGGUGAGGAUGUGUACCAGUACCCUGAAAUACUGCGCAGGGCCCACUUUUGCGCAGUCAUUAGAGGCGCUAGACUGGCUCAGCCUGCACUGCUCGAAGCCAUGUCUGCAGGAUGCAUACCUGUGGUUGUGGCGGACACGAUGAUUAUGCCCUUCCAGGAGGUAAUAGACUGGAAAAGAGUGGCCAUAUUUUUGCCCGAGAGCGAUCUCAGCAGCAUUUUUCUCAAGGUGAGCAGCAUCUCUGUACAAAAGAGAUUGGAACUGCAGGAACAAGGACGCUGGGUGUAUGAGCAGUACCUCUCUAGUCUGGGUCAGAUUGCCAUAACCACACUCUCGAUCAUCGAGGACAGAAUUUUCACGCACAACACAAGAAACUACUAUGACUGGAACACAGCCCCAACCAACACUUCGUCGCAAAAUCCGCUCAUUCUGCCGAUCACGGCACCAAAAUCGCACGGCUUCACCGCGGUCAUCCUAACCUAUGAUCGCAUUGAGAGUCUCUUUACUCUGAUCAACAAACUGUCCGUCGUGCCCAGCUUGACCAAAAUCAUUGUCCUGUGGAACAACCAGCACAAGUCUCCUCCACCUCCAUCUCACUGGCCACGCAUCAAUAAACCCUUCCGAGUCAUCCGCACCAGCAGCAAUAAAUUAUCAAACAGAUUCUAUCCUCACCCAGAAAUAGAGACAGAAGCAAUUUUGACCAUAGACGACGACAUUGUCAUGCUGACCACUGACGAAAUAGAGUUUGGAUAUGAAGUCUGGAGAGAGUUUCCAGACAGAAUUGUUGGAUUUCCUUCUCGGACCCACAUUUGGGAUGAGGAGGUGGACAAGUGGAGGUAUGAGUCGGAGUGGACAAACAAAAUAAGCUUGGUGCUGACGGGCGCUGCUUUCCACCACAAAUAUUGGAGCUAUGCAUACACAAAUUUGAUGCCUGGGAACAUCAAGGAGUGGGUCGACGACCACAUGAACUGCGAGGACAUCGCCAUGAACUUUUUGGUGGCCAACAUGUCUGGCAAAGCGCCAAUCAAAGUGACACCAAGGAAGAAGUUCAAGUGCCCUGAGUGCACCAACACCGAAAUGCUCUCUGCAGACUUGAGCCACAUGGCCGAGAGGUCGGACUGCAUAGACAGGUUUGCCUCAAUUUACGGGUCAAUGCCACUCAAGUCUGUGGAGUUCAGAGCUGACCCUGUGCUCUACAAGGAUCCAUUCCCAGAGAAACUCAAAAGGUUCAACGACAUUGGCAGUCUAUAAAGCUUUUUGCUUUUUAAUUUUGUUUAUACUUAAUUGUCUGUUUCCUAACAUUUUGUGCCAACAACUUUUUUGCUUCUCAUUUGCCAUUUUGUUCAUUAAUUGUUUAUUUGCAUUAGGAAAUGAUUUUACUCAAAGCAAUGCAAAGUUUUGUCCAUUUCUAAUGUAGUUUUUAGAUGACGUAAAUUGAUGAUUGUGAUAUAAUAAUUGUAAAUUUCUUUGCUGUCAAAUGCCAUUAUGCAUUUUACUAUUUACAGGUUCUGUAAAAAUCUGAAUUUGUUUUGAUGGAAUAAAAUUAUUUAUUAAGCUUUGAAAAAUUUGAAAGUUUAUAUUUGGAUGUAAAAUAAAUAUGAAACAAAGUAACAAAAUAUACA